UGAUAUGAAAUAACGUACCAACUUCGACAUGGCCUGUCUUCUCAGCUACCCCGUGAUGGCUAUGCUUCCAGCGAUCAAUCACUGUGGUACCUUUCUUCCAUUCACCAUUCAGAUCUAUUCACUCAUAAGGUAGGCGAUGCACACGCUGGGUUAUUCACUGGUACUUUCUUUCCACUCCCCAACUACCUCCACACGUCCCGUGACCUUACGUCGUGUUGUUGUUGCCUUGUUAGCUUUGACUCCACUAUCAAGGCCGAACAAAGUUCCGAGAACUAGUUCUAGUUCUUCGGUCACUGGACAACGAGUCGAUCACACAAAAUAUCUGCUGCUCAGCAACUACUCGUACUCGCAUCGCCAACCAAAGCUCACUAUGGCCAAAUCCACGUCUCUUGCAUCAUGGAAACUACGCAAUAGGUUCCUCAACAUCGUCCGCAGCGACGCCAGUCCAAAUUUGGACCUCAUCCCCUCAUACCAUACCCUAGAAUUUGACUACAAUGAGACCGAAAACACCGUCGCACUGCGCAUGGGUAGAUAUGGCGACAGCGAGAUUCUAGCGCAUCUCAACGGCUCCGUAUCGAAGCGUAGGACCGCGACUCCAAGAUCUGCGAAGUAGGCACCGUGUUAGAAGUCAACAAGCCAAUGAGUAGUCAGUUCAGAUCUAUCGCGCCGUUUGGCUGGAGCGGGUCGUUACAGCAGGGCAUCACUACGCCAAUGACUGCGCCGGCACACGCGCUUGCGCUGAUUUACAUGCACAUCUUAGCUCUCAAGACAAACAAGAAAGAUUCUAAUCUGCCUAUACCAGGGUAUCAAAGUUUGUAUGACGCAUUAGCUUUGAUUCGAAACGCGUUGGAUACGGAGCAGAUGUUGCCGGUUGGGCAGCGGGAUAUCCCCGCGGAGGCGUUAGCCGCCUAUCAGA
This is a messenger RNA of Alternaria rosae, 916 nucleotides long. RefSeq lists its product as uncharacterized. NCBI's taxonomy places the organism in Eukaryota, Fungi, Ascomycota, Dothideomycetes, Pleosporales, Pleosporaceae. The record is from RefSeq and is a predicted model, not a curated record. The transcript has a single exon. The coding region runs from base 137 to 613 and encodes 158 amino acids.